UCCUCCAAACGUCAUACGGAGUUCUUAAGUGAUGUGAUCUCUCACUAUUUAACGUAAAAAAUAUUAAAAGAAAAAACGAUGCGUCUAUAGUGUUGUGGGCGACAAUCGUCGCAGUGACAGACUGAACGGCACUGUCUUUAACAGACUUGAUCCAUGUGCGUCAGUCCGGUAUUGGUGUCCAAGGAGAUAACGUGAUGUGACAACGAUACGUAUUAAAGUGGCAGUGGAAUAGUUUUGUGAAAGUGUGCAGCGAGCGUGAGUGAACAGACGGCUGCCGGCGCGGCCGGCGCCCCGUCACAAUGUUGAAUUGCACCGAUUUGGAAUGCAUCCUGCACCACCACCAUUAUUAUGCCCAUCUACACCACAUACAUCACCUGCAAAAUGCGCAGGAAUCAGCAAUGUCGGCCGACAGGUCGACGACAGAUAUUCAUGGCUUACUCAACGAUACUGAAUCUGAUCUCACCGGACUAUCACAUGUUGAUGCCCCGAAUGAUGCGAAUUACAUGAUCGGAGGUGUAGUGAUUGCCAUGGCCCUCGUUGGGCUCAUAAUUGUGUUGCUGGCUCUCACAAUCAACAAGCUGCGUAAGCGCGAGGAGCACUCGGCUUCGGUGCACCCAGCCGAAGCUGUGCUCCAAACCGCGCCGCAACCACCGCCUGAGCCUCUUGCCUUUCGUCAGCAGCCCUUGUGGCAGUUCCCACCACCGCUGCCUCCGCCUUACGUCUAUCCUCAUGAUCAGGACAACUUGAUGCAGCCUAUUGGUAACGAGCGGGCGAGUUUUCGCAGUUUACGCAAGAACAUCGGCGGUCGUUGGAAGCGACUCGUGAAAAAGAAACCCGAACAGGAAGUGUACACGAUCCCGCCUGAGUUGAAACCUCAACUCAAGCAAAUAUACGUGUACUAAUUACUUCCCAUCGGAAACAAAGGCGAAGAAGCGGGACCUUCAAUGCUGCUAUAAAUUAGACUUCAACCAAACGUUCUAUGGUUGUAAUUUAUCAAUUCAUAUCUUAGUAACUUCAAACCAUAUCUGUACUCGAACAUAAGUUGAAAGCAUCUUAUCAUGGGCUUUAGCCCGCUAUAUCUUUGAACAUAUCUAUUCGACCAAUUUUUUCUAAAGACCAAUGAUAACCCUAUUUCAUUCAACACUUCAUUGUGAUUUUAAGCCUAGAUGUAUUAAUAAGUAUUAGAACAUUGAAGUUUGAGUGUUGUUCUGUUAUUUUGAUAUUUGAAUGUUGAAUUAUGAGUGAUAGUCAAAUGAAUUAGUUUAAUUUUUAAUUUAAAGUUACGAAUGAAAUUAGGAAGAUGCGGUCGCGCAUACUAGUGACGAAAAUCCAAUAAUUAUGAUAAAAGAAGCAGAUGCCUUGAAUGUAAUUUUAAUUAAUUAGGGCAUUUCGUAGGUCAUUAACUUAUUAUAGACGUGGUCGUUUCUAUAGUUGAAUAUCGAUCAAAUAGUGUCAUGAAAUAUAUUCUAUCCAUACACACGUAUGUUAACUUGAUAACUUGUGAAAGUGAUUGUAAAACCUCAUUGUUGGAUACAGUAUUUUAUAUCAAGCAUUUGAGUUGCGAGCGAGACUGAAAUAUUGUUCAAAUUAAUCUAUGUAACGUAACGUUAAAAUUGUAACAGACAUCGAUUCUAUGUAUCCGGUAUUUGAAAAUUAUUUCUCCACUGAGAAUUACAAACGACCUAGUUUUACUGUUACGUUACUUGCACGCUUUGGUAGUGUAAUUUUCAGGUUUUCGCCCGGUCUUUUCCUACUGUGAUAUAAAGUUAAAAAUGAAUGAAUAAAAGUUAUUGAUGAUGAAAUGUUGAGUUUUAAAUUCGCCUUGACCUUGUCAAUUAUCAGUAGGAUGGGCCGACGGUCGAGAAUUGUGAUAGCUCAUAUUGAGCCUGAUAUUCUGAUGAAUUAAGUUUGUAGCUAAUAGGUACAAUAAACUCAGCCAUGGUAAAUAUAUUUUUCGUUAAAUCUAUCUGUUGCAAAUGAUACAAUAUUAUAUUUAAUGUAUUUUAACAGUAUGCGGUUACUUUUAGAAACUGUAAUCUAUCAUUGACAUAGAGAAAAAUAAAUUCCAUCAUGAUAAUGUUA
Vanessa atalanta (red admiral) is the source of this 2082-nucleotide messenger RNA. RefSeq lists its product as uncharacterized. The transcript has 6 exons. Bases 300 to 902 code for a protein of 200 amino acids. The record is from RefSeq and is a predicted model, not a curated record. NCBI's taxonomy places the organism in Eukaryota, Metazoa, Arthropoda, Insecta, Lepidoptera, Nymphalidae.